Messenger RNA from Somion occarium, 2025 nucleotides. Lineage: Eukaryota; Fungi; Basidiomycota; Agaricomycetes; Polyporales; Cerrenaceae. The record is from the annotation of a GenBank genome assembly.
AACUGUACCUGUCCCACGAUUGAUACACCCAAGUCUUUUACGAACCAGGGUAAAUUUCUUGUGAUAGCCGUCAUGGCGUAGGGAGCGUCGAAAGUUGGACACGAGGGAGCAGGCCUCGAGCAGGUUCAAACUAAACUAACCCCUUGGGUUCAAACGUUCUGGCAGGAUUCUGGCAGGGCUAAGACGUGUCCUCAGUGAUCAUACUGAUCUCUUAUUAAUCUAAUCUAAUCAAGUAUACAAAACACAUUCCCACGCUUUCAAGCACGGCAACUUUUCAAAGGACGGCUUUCAAAGUGUGCUUGUCUUGUACGACGGUGUCCUUUCAUCCUAAAGAUCCAUCCAAAAUGGCCGAAUACGACCUCACCCAGAAGAUUAUCCCAUAUUUCGAUCGUCAUCUUGUCUUCCCUCUCCUUGCUCACCUUGCUGAAUCCGAGCUCUUCCCUGUUGAGCACGUUCAGGCUGCCCAAUAUGAACUCGCAAAGGGAACAAACAUGGUGGACUAUGCUGUCAGUCUCUUCCAGCAACUGCAUCCAGACGAAGAGGUCCCCCCAGAAUUUGCCGCAAAACGUGAAAAUGCCGUCUCAACAAACGAGAGGCUACAGUUGGAAGCUCAGGCGGUGCUGAACGUGAUUGAGAAUCCUGAAGUUGCACAGGCACUCCGGCAGGAUAAGAACCAGAACUUGCAAUACUUGAAGGAACAUUACAAUGUUACCCUGGAACAAAUCAAUGCCCUCUACAACUUUGGCAAAUUCCAAUACACCUAUGGAAACUACAGCGGCGCUGCUGAUUACCUAUACCAUUUCCGCGUGCUCUCCACGGACUCCGAUUUGGUCAUGUCCUCUCACUGGGGUAAACUCGCUUCAGAUAUCCUCACUGGAAAGUGGGACGUGGCUCUUGAGGAGCUCAACACCCUCCGCGAAGCCAUCGACUCCCGUGCACCUACUGCUCCAGGCGCAUUCGCUGCAACGUCUGCGUCAACCACCGACCCUUCACUCAUGCAAUUACAUUCACGCACAUGGCUCCUCCACUGGUCGCUUUUCGUUUACUUUAACCACCCGGAAGGACGCACCCUUCUCCUUGAAACGUUCCUCUCGCCUACCUACCUCAACACCAUCCAAACUUCAUCUCCUUGGAUCCUCCGUUACCUCGCCACCGCCGCGAUACUCUCACGAAAAUCAUCCACAGGCGCACUCUCGUCCCGCGUUCGACACUCGAUCCGCGAGAUUGUGCGUGUGAUCCAAAUGGAAGAGUACCAGUACCAAGAUCCUGUGACAAACUUCCUCAAGGAGCUUUAUGUAGAGUUUGACUUCGAAGCUGCCCAGAGGGAGCUGAGCAAGGCGGAGACGGUGGUCACGAAUGAUUUCUUCCUUGGAGAGUUCAGAGAUGACUUCAUGGACAACGCACGGUACCUCAUCAGCGAGGCUUACUGCCGCAUCCACCAGAGGAUUGACAUUAAUGAUCUCUCUGACCGUCUGAACCUUCCCCACGAUGAGGGCGAGAAAUGGAUUGUCAACCUCAUCCGUGAGACCCGGAUGGGUGCUGAUGCCAAGAUCGAUCUUGAGAAGAACGUCAUCGAGAUCAACCGACCCCCACAACCCAUCUAUCAAACUGUCAUCGAAAAGACCCGCGGUCUCGCCUUUCGUACUCAGGCUCUUGGUGCCGCCAUGUCUCGUUCUCAGCAGCCACCACCGACGAUGCAGCAGAACGAGACCCAGCCUGCUGUCGUCGAGGGUGCUCGGUGAGAGUAUACCCGAAAAGUAUUUGUACAUGCUACGUGCUGGCAAUUAGUUGUAUCGGUUGCUUGUAGACGUACUGUAGGAUAUCGAAUGCUUACUUGCAGUACCGUUUUGGACUUAUCCUUCAACAAAUUUGACCAUGUUGAAAGGCGCUCAUAGUCACUUCAGCCUGGCAGCCGAUCACUUGGUUCACUCUCCUCUCUUUGUACCGUUACCUCCAGUGUUGGCUAUUAGCAUCCUGCAUUGUCUUAAAUAAUUACAACGGAAAGGAGACUUGUAAGUGACCAUG